UGGAACAGUUAAAGGCUAAGGGCGGGUUUAAGAAUAUUUCUCAACCGUUAUUAUUCCAAUAUUCCCGACCAUGAUGAUCCACAACUAACCCGCCAAAUAUGACAUUCCCGCCAACCGUCAAAAUGUUCUUUGCCAUCUAUUGGACGCUAGGUUUAUUCGGGUGCUCACCACGAAAACACCUCCGCUUAUCUCUUUCGCACCUGCUACAUUUCAGUGCAGCCAAGCGCCGUCAGUCGGUGUUGUGUGAAGUUCACCUGCAAUUGGCGUACUCGACGUGCGUUUGUGUUGUAAAUAUGGCGCCAUAGUUGUGUAGAUACGUUCCAUGAACUUUUGUUGCCGAUUUUUCUCAGUUUCCCAAGUCAGUUCGUAGCUUUUCGCGUGUGACAACGACCGGCCAGUGUGUGACUGUGACCCCUCGCCAGUUCGGACAGGUGGGCAUUGCUUGGUUUGGGAAAUUCGCACGUGUAUCGGUCGCGAUUGUGACUUCGCGUUUUUCGCAAAAAGGAUCCGCAGUUCGGUUGUGUAUUCCGUUACGUCGCGUGCCGUGGUGUUCGUGCAUCGUCGUUCCGCGCUUCGAGCGUGUGUGCAGUUGUCACUACCACUACACGCAGCAGUUCUGCACUCGCAGCCUAUCCGUAUACGAAUUCGCCUGGCAAAGGCUCGUAGUGUCAGUGCCUGGCUGUCGCAGUUUUUGCAUUCGUUUGCGUUCAUGCAAAGGAAUCGGUCGUGCAGGUUUCGGUCGUGAUUUUCCCGUAAACAUUUUUCUGAUUUCGUUGUUGUUUUCCGGUGCAUUUUCCGCGUUGUUUGAGUUUCCCGCCGCCUCCGGUCGGCACAGAUUAAUUUCCUCGUGUAAUUUUUUGCGUGUCAGCGUGCACGGGACCGCGGCUGUUGCACUUUUCCGGGACCUGGAAGAAGCGCCUUGAAGAGCUGGUCGUCGGCGGACGGGGACGCACAUGUCAGAUUCGCGUUCGCACGGACGUCGUCGGUGACGGCUGUCAGUGUUCUGCGCUGAAAGGAUUCGUCGCCUUGUUUUGGACGAGUUGCCAAAGUUCGCAAAGUGUGUCGAAGUGAUUCGGUUCGGGCGCCCCGAAAUGUCAUCGCGACCGACCGCGACACGAACCUGAGCUGUCAGCUGUUCGCCGCCGCCGCCGCUUGCUCACACUUGGGAUCUCGCAGCUCCAAGCUUUUAUGAGACGAAAAAAUGAGUUCUGCGCCAACUCAAUUGGCUGUGGCACCGAGCGCCUCGACUUUGGUUACAACUACAACACAAAUCAAGAAGGAAUUCCUCGAGGAAUCAUCGUAUUGUCAAAAUAGUUUACCACCGCGUUCAAGGGGUGGCUUGAAAGGAAAACCCCUCACUCGUAGCCAUGCUAUGCGUGAAUCUGCCUCACCACCUCGAACACCAACGCCACGAUCAUCAGCCGAUGGUUUAGAUAGUUCACCAACAUCAUUUUCAGGCUCAGUAAGCGCAGCUACUCAUUCCCACUCGUCAUCGAGCGAAACAAUAAAUGAUUAUAAAUUGCAAGUACAAUCAUUAUCACCAUCACCACUGCUCACUUCGUCAUCGAUUCCCGGAACGCCAACGGCGCAAACACAGGAGUCAAUCACACCACUGUCACUAGGACCAGCAAAUAAUCAACAGCAUAUUUCAACAACUACAGCAGCAAUGUAUUCGAGUACUGAAAGUAAUGGUGUUUUGUGUAGUCAAAGUCAGUUAGACGUUGAUUUCCCAAAGCUGACCCCGCCUAAAUCGAAAGGACAUCGUAAUCACAAUAACAACGUGAAUCGUGAUUCAAGUGAGAAACAGUUAAAUGUAAGCAGUGACUCAUCAGCAUCAUCUGCAUCAUCAAAACUGCAACAGCAAUCGGGUAAUUUCGGUUCAGGCCCCAUGAUCAGCAAUUCAGACGCGAAAGCUCAAAACAAAAAUACAGAGAACGAUAUCAUGAAAAUGAAUCAUCACAAUAAUAACAAUAAUAAGAACAAUCGUGGAAAUCUGCAAACCAAUGGUCAAUCGCCGCCGAUGCAGAAGCAAAGUCAAUCGCAGCGACGAAACCAAUCGUCUCAUUCAAUACAACUUCAUGAGUCGCAGCAUCAGACACAGCAACAACACAAUCAUCAGAUUCAAACCGAUUCAAAUCUAGUGAAUAAUUUUAAUAAUCUACAGAUCUCUAGCCCCCCUCCUCAAACACAUCAGAUGUGUCUCGAUAAGGAGACGACUAAUAAUAAUCGUUAUAUGCGUGCAAACGAUGAAAAUUGCAGCACUCCCAUUGGUGGCAAUCACAAUCAAAUAAACUGUAUGAACAGUUCAUGUAAUUCCGCCUAUGGCCAUGAUGAAAAUCGUAAUAAUGUUUUAAGUGAAAGCCCUACAGACAAUACCAAUAACAUGUCCAUGGCGAAUGCCAAGUGUGAUCGACAAAUGAGCAAAAAACAUAGGAAUAGUGCUAAUGCCAAGGGAUCAAAAGCACGUCUUAAGAAUAUGGGAUCAUCAUCAAGUGUCGAAGGUGGAAAUAGUACAUCGGGUUUUAUAUCUAGAGAUAGCUCAACGGAACAGUUUACAGAUGCCAGUGGUAUCGAUUUAAAAGAAUUUUUCAGAGAAACACUUUCAAAAAAUCCAAUUGAUCGCUGUACGCUUUUAGAUAUUGAAAAAGACCUCACUGAACUAGUACAUGACAAAACUCGAAAUGACAUACAGUAUCCAGCAAUGUCGUCGUAUAAUCGUAUGCUGAUACAUAGGGUGGCUGCAUUUUUUGGAAUGGAACACAAUGUCGAUUCUACAACACCACAAUGUGUAAUUGUGUCGAAAACAAAGCAAAGUAGAAUUCCAUCGAUAAAAUUCAAAUCACUGUAUCGCGCAAACGAUACAGCGCCGCGGAAAUCCAUCUUAAAACGCGAUGCCUACAGUUUCGAUGAACCGCCUAGACGUAAUCUAUUGAAUUGUCCGGAUCGGGGCAUGUUAGAUCGUAAAGCAAAAAGUUAUGAACAACGAGAAGAAGAAUAUGAACAAGUUCGUAAACGAAUAUUUCGUGCGCCCGACGGUAGUGGCGAAAUGAACGAAUGGCAGUCAUCACAAUGGUGCGGUAAUGAAAGCCCUGAACAUUCGAACCGUUUACGGCAUAAUAAGUUACUCAAAGUCCAAUCAAUGUCAUCUGAAUCUCGACAAGAUGGGCGUCCCAGUGUGUCGAAAUCUCAUAGCUUCGGUGGAUAUGGAGGUCCGCCACCGAGUGGUGGUCCCCUGACGCGCGGUGAUUCUAUAAAUUCGACACGAAGUGCAGGUGCACGACUAUUCCCCAAACAGGAUUCGAUAAAUAGCACAAAUACUCCAUGGAGGUUGUCACCGUCAAGUAGUGGAUAUAAAACACAAACACAAUCUCUACGUUCUGAUUCGGUCACUCCCUCGCCAACUGGUUAUGGAAGCGAUGAUCAUACACCAGAACCGUGUGUUGUACAAUCGCCACCAGCGAUACCAUUUGGUGUUGUUUGGGCCGUUACUGAUAUGGCUAGUGUGCCAAGAGGCAGUGUCCUUAUUAACCCACAUACGUUGCAACCGAUCGUCAAUCAAGACGGUUCGAUUUAUCACUUUGACCCUUCAAACUUACCACCUAGUCAAGCUGUACCGCCUGGUACUUACAGCAACAAUAAAACGUCAUCGGGCGUAACAUCCGGACAUCGGAAAAUUGUCGUCGAUAAACCGAAAGUCAUAAGGUCAGAUUCGCACAACGGCAGCAUUAAUAGCACGACUAAUAACAAUACUCAAGAAUUGAGUGGAGCGAAUAAUAUUGGUUCGGGUGGCAGUGGGCAACCACCACCGACUAUAAAUGAAACAAGUUCCGUGGAAAAUUCAUCUGAGUCAUCAGCACAAAGUGUUCUCAUCGUUGAAACGAAUAGUGCAGGUCACGACGGAGAACAUGAAGCAAAUGUAACCAAAGAUAGUCAUCCUCAUCGAGAAAUGAGCGACAUUCAAGAAGAAUCCAUUGAAUCUUUUGCAGAAUCGGGGAGUCAGUCAAAUGAAGACAAGCCAGCAGUGACUAUGGAUAGUUUGACCGACACUCAAGACAAACCAAAGCUAAUAAAUCAAGCAACUAGUCCAAAUAUUCCAUCACCCGAACCAGAGCAACCUGCUCUGCCGAAUGAGAAAUUAAACGUAAGCGCUGUUGAAACAAAUCCCAGUCAAAGCUCGAUAAAUACAACUAGUGCGUCGACACCAUCGUCAACUACAAUCGUACAACAGACCUCAUAUAAAAAAGACGACACAAGUAGCAAACCAUCUUCCGCUACACCAAAUAUUCCACUAAUGAGUUUCGCUCCAACUGGAUAUCAAGCUAUUGAUGGAAGUACAGUAUUCGCAUCACCUACAAACGGGCCAUUCCCAACUGCAGCCGCAUAUCAAACUGGGCCUGAUGGAAGCGUUUAUGCGGUUCCGCAGCCAAUGGUUUAUGCUUAUCCACCACCAAUGGAAGGAGAUUUCCCAGGAUAUUUUAUGCCUGUUUACGAUCAAUCACAACGAGAUCCAAAUGGCUUAGUGGCAGCAGCGCCUGCACAAGCAAUUUAUCAACCGGCAGGCGGUCCGACAACGACAGUUGUGGCUUAUCCAACCGCAGCCCCCUAUGGUGGUGCGCCCCUGUAUCAGGGUCAGGUUGUAUAUUCGCCCGCUGACCAAUUUACCACAGCCGCUUCUGGCGGGCAGCUUCAACAAUACCCCGUUCCCACGUAUCCAGUUAGCUACACUUAUCCUUAUAAUGGAUAUUGGGGACAAACGGCGAUGACAUACUAUGUUCCUCAACCGGCGCCACCACCUAUUGCUUCGUCGAUAAUACCGCAACCAUUAACUGGUACAGUAGGAGGGGUGACGAGUCUUGGAAGUUCUACAGGACACUCUAGCAAUGGCAAUUCUUCGAAUGGCACAAAACGGAGCACACCUCCGCAAAACAAUCUAUCUAGUGGUCAUAAUAGUCAAUCAGCUACACCAGCUGCGGCAAGUACAUAUCAAUUCGCCACUACGGCACCGCCGGGAUUGCCACUCACUGCUUUAGCGGCUACAGCAGCUGAUCCGAAUGGACCGCCUGGAACCACAAUGUAUGCCAUUCCACAAACUGCCACCGUUUUUCCAAGUGUGUUACCUUACGCGCCGCCACCCGGGACCCCGUCCGGGGUUUUAUCUCAUCAUCUUCCCGCUCCUGGGUCGCACCAUCCUCAACCAAACGCUGUGAUUAAUCCACUAAUUUCUACUCAAACCGCCUCGGGGUUGGGAGUUGCUCCCCAAAUUCCAAUUGAUGCGACUGUAGCACCGAACGGUAACGUCAUAGGAGGAGUUGGAUACACAUUGAAUACCGCAAUUGCAGAUCGAAACGGAUCUCACGGCGGCCACAAUAAUAGCGGAACCCCACAUUCAGCUCCUAGUACGCCACUAUCAAAUUCCGUUUCGUUGCCGCAUCAACAUAGAAAUCCACCUCCGCUUUUCGCCACCCCGCCAAUUCUCCCAACCAACUACAAUAAUCCUAUGCAGAGCCAUUACUCACAAUUUACGGAUGUCCAAAAUGGAAUUUGCAAUUCCUACUCAUCCACAUCGAACUACGAACGUCGAAAUUCAAGCAAACGAAAUAACGGUGGUUAUGCACAAAACAGUCGGCAAAAUAGUUAUACAAGUAAUCAGAAUACGCGCAAAACGAACAUUAACGAUAUUACCAACAACACCUCGUCGCCUUCUAUGAACCAAAAUGGAAACCGUUCAUCGUUGCAUAUGCAGCAAAAGCGCAUAAAUAAUAGUGAUAAGACCCAGUCAUCCAUGAACAACAGUAAUGCUAACAAUGCACAAAACAACGGCAGCAAUCACAAUCUUGUGGAUAAAUCCCGCAAUUCGUCAAUCACUAAUAACGGAGGUGGGGCAACGAAUAACGGUAACAAUACAAGCGGUAUACGUACAAAGCCAUCUAAUCUCGACUUCAGACGUAGUGUGAGUCAACGUAAUUCGCCUAGCACGAAUUCAAUGGAAAGCAACAAUAAUUCUCCAAAUAGCAUUGCAUCAAUGAAUCAUAUGUCAGCGGUAGCGACGCAUAGUUCGUCUUUGGAACAUCCACCGCCAAUGUACAUAACACGUGGAACCCACAUUCCACCAAUGCAUCCACCCACGGCGGCGGCUGUAGUAGCUGCUGCGGCAGCUGCAGCUGCAGUUGCCAAUGAUGCCUGCCAUCCACAAUUGAUUGGAGCAGCAUACAAUCAUCCUGCUGCCGCAGCUCCUACCGGAAUGUAUAUUAAAUAUGGACAACCAUAUUUCGCACAUCCGUCAAUGGCACUGCCAAACAAUCGAAGAUCUCCGCCAAACGAUUUAAGACCACAACUAGCACCUAUUGCAGGUGUCUAUUCAACCGUUAACAUGAUGCUUCCGGCCCCGCGUACCAUGCCGCCGAGGCAACCGAAUCCGAAUUACAAGGGAAACAAACCGUCACGCUAGGAGUAACAAAAAGAAAAAAAUACAUUUAAUGGACACUAUUUAAACAAACUAUACAUAAUUGUUAUAAAAGAUAAAAAAUACAACUAGAGAAAAAAACAAUAUCCAGCAGAACAAUUUUUCCGAUCCAAUGAUAAAAAUGAAAAACUUAACAAAAAAAAAACAUAUAUUAAGUAGAAGUAUAUGGACUUUAAAUCAUUCUCAUCUCCGCUCUCCAUUCAGCAAAAUUUAAAAUUCGAUCUGUCGUUCUGCAUACAUUGUGAAAUUGAACUCCAUUCGCGUCGCGGUCUCGACAAAAAAACGAUAAUCGUAAAAUCUGCUUUCGAUAUUUCUUCCCUUUUCGUUUUCGGUAAAAGUAAAACAGCGACAUGUAGAAACAUGGUAAAAAUUCAAUAGAAUAAAGUCACGCAAUUUUCACUCGCGAUAUCUGUGAAUUUAUUGCCAUAUUACUUAACUAUUAUGAUUAAUUUAAUUAAUGCAAAACAAUAAAUUUGAAAGUUUAUAAUAAGAAUUAUUAUUAUAAUUAUAUAUUUAUAUACAAAAGAGAAAAAAAUGAAAAAUGAAUCGGAAAAAACUGCAGAAAUACCAUCAAAAACAACAUCAACUAAAAAAAUAUAUUGUUUUUUUUUUAAAUUAAGAGAAAGAAAUCUAUUCAGUAAGUUAAGGAAAAGUUUAUAAAAACGAGAAAAAAAAACAGUUUACACUAAAGUAAAA
Messenger RNA from Hermetia illucens (black soldier fly), 7159 nucleotides. RefSeq names its product protein encore (gene enc). The transcript is spliced from 17 exons. Gene Ontology annotation, molecular function: nucleic acid binding. Bases 1202 to 6448 code for a protein of 1748 amino acids. NCBI's taxonomy places the organism in Eukaryota, Metazoa, Arthropoda, Insecta, Diptera, Stratiomyidae. The record is from RefSeq and is a predicted model, not a curated record.